Gordionus sp. m RMFG-2023 is the source of this 2202-nucleotide messenger RNA. RefSeq lists its product as uncharacterized. Gene Ontology annotation, cellular component: nucleoplasm. The coding region runs from base 167 to 2146 and encodes 659 amino acids. The transcript has 4 exons. NCBI's taxonomy places the organism in Eukaryota, Metazoa, Nematomorpha, Gordioida, Chordodea, Parachordodidae. Gene Ontology annotation, molecular function: RNA polymerase II cis-regulatory region sequence-specific DNA binding; DNA-binding transcription repressor activity, RNA polymerase II-specific. The record is from RefSeq and is a predicted model, not a curated record. Gene Ontology annotation, biological process: regulation of transcription by RNA polymerase II.
UCAUUACUGGCAGUUAAGAGAUCACAAUCUUAUCAAACCUUGUGGGCCUUAUACAUGUCAUUAUUGUCGAAAAAAUUUCUUGAGUUGCCAUUCCCUGCAAUCCCAUCUCCUGUCAUUCCAUCUGUGCUUGUUUAGUGAUGCGCAGGUGCCAAUUAAAAGAGAAACAAUGGGUUUUGAUAAGAUGCUAGACCCUGAAAAAAAUCAUUCAGAUUAUUCGACCGAAUUAGAUACUGGGAAAGAUAUCGCUUCAAAUAAUAUGCUUAUAACAGAUAGGUUCAAUGAUAAUUUGUCAGAAAACAGCCUUGAAUUAAUGACAAAAAGCCCGAAAAAUUUACCCGAUAUUUCUACGAUGGAUCAAAAAAAUUUUACUUACAGAUGCAAAGUUUGUGCGGAUAAGUUUCAAGAUGAGGUGUCCUUAGAUGUUCACACGAAAUCCCACCCGCUAAAAUUAUACGCUUGCAAUAUAUGCCUUAAAAACUUUUCCUCUAUUUGGCAACUGAAAUCGCAUAACAACGAUGCCCAUGUUUUCAGGACGGCCUAUACGUGUGCAUUAUGUGGAUGCAAAUAUAAAACAUCUCUUUUCUUAAAACAACACAUAAAAUCGGAUCAUCCUAGGUAUCGUUCAUUAAUCACAGUGAGAUCUUCCAAUAUACAUCCCACUAUUGCUUCCCCAAGUAUAAGAGAAAAAGAAUCUAAGGACAAUUUAUCAGAGUCUAGCAACCUUGAACAUCAUUUUUACGGUUCUCCAAAAUCAGUAGCAAGCAUUUCCUUUGAACUGUUAAAAGGAGCGCGCGUAGUAAAACAAUGCGUCACUUCAUCGAAUCUUCAAUCAGAGCCUUGCUUGUCUAACUCCUCAAUAUAUCCUUCGUUUCGUUCAAGAUUAAAUCUAGCACCUUCAAGACUAUCUUUGCAUAAAUGUAAAAGCAUCUUUAAGAAUUCCGACAGGAGGACCAUAGACUUUUUGAAUCACAUUCCACAAGUCAAUAAUUAUUUUCCGUCAUUUGAAGAUAGCCAUCUUGUCAAGAAAAAAUGGUCGUCACCGCAAGAUUUAUAUGGUUGUAACAAUUUUAUGAUGAAUAUAGCUCGCAGGAGUAAUGGGUAUAUUAAUGGAUGUCUCCACGGAGAUGAAUUACAUUGCGAUUCCGAAAUUAUUAGUGAUGACCAGGGAGGCGCAACCGACGUUUUAAACAACUUGUUUAUGAAUAAUUACUAUAUAGAUUUUUUGCCAGAAGCUUCCCUAUUAAAACAUAAUAUUAUGGCUCGUCAUGAGAGGAUCAGAAUGACCAAUGAACCAUGUCAUGGUAGGUCAUUUAAACUUAGCAAAGAUGCCGCAUUGAGAAACAAGAGUAACUUGAAAUCUCUGACUUCUGACGAUUACACUAAUAGCGAAAUAAUUUCAAGAGCCUGGGCCAGAGUUAAAAAUGAAAUAUCUACCGAGUCUUUGUGUUACGGUAUAAGUUUUGGAAAUAAUCACCAAAGACUGGGUCUAAAUAGUCAAAAGGAUGCUAAACUUAUGGCUGGUCAUAUUCCUUUUACAAGUGAGAGUCUAAUGGAAAUUAAAUGGGCACAUCCAACUUCUAUAUGUAAUUCAGCGGUAUUUAACAUAAACGGCGUUCAGGACGUGAUUGAUGCUAACAUUGUUAACCGAUCCAAAAACAUUUUUGAACCACUUAGCCCGAAGAAUUAUGAUGACAGCGCCAUAAAGGUAAACUUAAUGAAUGAGGACAGGUUUUUUAAAAAUCAGAUCCAUUAUCAGAAUGAAAUCUUAAAAAAUAUAUCCACUCCAAUCAGCGUUAGAGGCACACUCAAUAAUCGCGCAAAUGGGAAAAUCAUCUCAAAGCCAAAAGCUACCUUCCUCAAUUCAGAUACCAAAUAUAAUACCUCUUUCCCGCCCAGUAUAUGCCCGGAAUGCGGAGCUAAGCUGAAGAACAAAUCUAGUCUCAAAUUCCAUUUGCAAAGGCAGCAUCCAAAAGGAGAGCUUUUCAACUGCCCCAUGUGCCCUAAAUCAUUUGGCAAACAAUGGAUGCUGAGGAAUCACCUGAUGACGCAUAAGGAUAAAUAUCCGUGUUCCUAUUGCGGCAAAAACUUGAAAAAUAAAUUCGAUCUUCAACAACACAUCGCUUUAUUCCACGAGAAAAAAUUAUGAUUAUAUUAUGUUUAUUAUAAAUAUAUAAUAUAUAUUGUCCAAUAUAUUAAAUACAG